UUUCCUUUUUUAAGAUUGGGCCGUGACUCUCACCAAAAGGCCCAAUUGUUAUUCGUCAUCCACAUAUAAAAUCCAAGCUCAAAGCCAAAACCCUAGCCCUUCUUAUUGCUCCGUCUCUCCUCCAACUCUGACCGAUCCAGAGUUGAAGCAGGUAAUGGCUCCAGCACAGCCGAAAACCGGGCUCUUUGUGGGAUUGAACAAAGGGCACAUAACCACCAAGAAAGAAUUGGCUCCACGCCCUUCUGAUCGCAAAGGAAAAACCAGUAAGAGGGUGCACUUUGUUAGGAACUUGAUCCGUGAAGUUGCUGGGUUUGCACCGUAUGAGAAGAGAAUCACUGAGCUUUUGAAGGUUGGCAAGGACAAGCGUGCACUGAAGGUAGCUAAAAGAAAGUUGGGAACCCACAAGAGGGCAAAGAAGAAGCGUGAGGAGAUGUCUAAUGUCCUUCGCAAGAUGAGGUCUGGUGGUGGAGCUACUGAGAAGAAGAAAUGAGGGGGAUGUUUGAUAUUUUCAUAGUUUUGUUUAGAGAUUCACCUAUGCUAUGUGUUUCCUAGUAUCGAGACUUGAAAUUUUGAUUUUACAAAUUCUGUUUUGUGUUGAAUAUUCAAGCUGAGAAGUGGGACAAGCUGCUUUCCCACUUUGUUGGCUCGUGUUAUUUUCAAGGUCAUCAGCCACUUUGGUUUAGCUUAAUGCAAGUAACGGUUCUUUUGCAA
Messenger RNA from Rosa rugosa (rugosa rose), 711 nucleotides. RefSeq names its product large ribosomal subunit protein eL36y-like. NCBI's taxonomy places the organism in Eukaryota, Viridiplantae, Streptophyta, Magnoliopsida, Rosales, Rosaceae. Gene Ontology annotation, biological process: cytoplasmic translation. Gene Ontology annotation, molecular function: structural constituent of ribosome. The transcript has 4 exons. Gene Ontology annotation, cellular component: cytosolic large ribosomal subunit; ribosome. The coding region runs from base 155 to 490 and encodes 111 amino acids. The record is from RefSeq and is a predicted model, not a curated record.